Molecule: messenger RNA, 2678 nt
Organism: Cheilinus undulatus (humphead wrasse)
Lineage: Eukaryota; Metazoa; Chordata; Actinopteri; Labriformes; Labridae
Gene: rad54l
Product: RAD54 like
Exons: 18
Coding region: 326-2548 (740 amino acids)
Biological process (GO): reciprocal meiotic recombination; double-strand break repair via synthesis-dependent strand annealing
Cellular component (GO): nucleus
Molecular function (GO): ATP-dependent chromatin remodeler activity; ATP binding; hydrolase activity, acting on acid anhydrides
Source: RefSeq, a predicted model, not a curated record
UCCGGUGUGAUUGUGAAACAUAGCGCGAAAUUCAAUAACAACCGCACUGAAGAUAAACCGAGGGAAAACUGCUGUUGCAUGACAAGCUAUACCUUGGUUAACCUUCCUUUUACGUAACAUUGUUUUAUUUCACACAAACAGCAUACUAACACACCAUUAACCCUCAGUAAGUGUUUUACAACGACUCGAACAGGAGCGCCUUUACGGUAGAGAUGAAGGAGUUAGAGCAGCUCACUGUUUCUGGGUAACAAGAGGAGAACAGCUGCGUUUAAGGGGGGAGCCGAGGAAUCUUUUCAUAACAGCCAUCCUCGAGGGCACAAGGAAAAUGAGAAGGAGCCUGGCCCCCAGUCAGAUUGCCAAACGGAAGCAAACAGACGAUUCCAGUGAAGAUGACGAAUGGACGUAUAAAACUGAGAAAAAAAAGAAAAACGAUAAAGAGAUAAGAGAGAGCCAUAUUUCCCCCUUCAGAAAGCCUCUGACACAGCUGAACAACCGACCCACUUGCCUUGAUGGUGAAAAACACGAGGCAUUUAUUCGAAGUAUCCUCUCGAAGCCGUUUAAAAUCCCUAUUCCAAACUACACAGGCUCUUUGGGAAUCAGGGCACUUGGUCUAAAGCGUGCUGGAGUAAGAAAGGCACUUCAUGAUCCCUUUGCUGAAGAUGCUCUCGUCCUUUAUUCACCUCCAACCCUGAGCGCACAUGACCUGAUCAAAGCUGACAAAGAUAAAGUACCAGUCCAUGUUGUUGUGGAUCCAGUAUUGGGAAAAGUUCUCAGACCCCAUCAAAGAGAGGGGGUGAAGUUUCUGUGGGAGUGUGUGACAGGCAGACGUAUCCCUGGAUCCUACGGCUGCAUCAUGGCUGAUGAGAUGGGUUUGGGGAAGACUUUGCAGUGCAUCACACUUAUGUGGACUCUUCUACGCCAAAGCCCUGAUUUUAAGCCAGAGAUAGACAAGGCUAUUGUGGUUUCACCUUCCAGUCUGGUACGCAACUGGUACAAUGAAGUUGGGAAGUGGUUGGGAGGACGUGUCACACCAGUGGCCAUCGAUGGGGGUUCAAAGGACGAAAUCGAUAGACAACUAGUGAACUUCAUCUCUCAGCAUGGGUUAAGAGUACCAACACCAAUCUUGAUCAUUUCAUAUGAGACUUUUCGACUGCAUGCUGAGGUUCUACACAAGGGCAAAGUCGGUCUUGUCAUCUGUGAUGAGGGACAUCGACUGAAAAACUCAGACAACCAAACGUACCAGGCUCUCAAUACAAUGAGUGCCCAGAGGAGAGUCCUGAUUUCAGGUACUCCUAUCCAGAACGAUCUGCUGGAGUACUUCAGUCUGGUCCACUUUGUUAAUGCUGGGAUCCUUGGUACCGCACAGGAGUUUAAAAAACGGUUUGAACUGCCCAUCCUCAAAGGACGAGAUGCAGAUGCUUCUGAUAAAGACAGACAGACAGGAGAGGAGAAACUCAAAGAGCUGAUCAGCAUCGUCAACAGGUGUUUGAUUAGGAGAACCUCUGAUAUCUUGUCUAAAUAUCUGCCUGUGAAGAUUGAACAGGUUGUGUGUUGCAGGCUGACUCCACUGCAGAAAGAGCUGUAUAAACGCUUCCUAAGGCAAGCAAAACCCAUCGAGACAUUACAAGAGGGAAAAAUCAGUGUCUCCUCCCUGUCCUCUAUCACAUCACUUAAGAAACUUUGCAAUCAUCCUGCUCUUAUCUAUGAGAAGUGUGUGGCAGGUGAGGAGGGCUUUGAGGGGGCCCUGGAUUUGUUUCCACCUGGCUACAGCACUAAAGCUGUGGAGCCUCAGCUUUCUGGGAAAAUGCUGGUUCUUGACUACAUCUUGGCAAUGACAAGGAGUACAAGCAGUGACAAGGUGGUUCUUGUCUCAAACUACACUCAAACACUGGACCUCUUUGAAAAGCUAUGCAGAUCUCGAAGAUAUCUCUAUGUCCGACUGGAUGGCACCAUGUCAAUCAAGAAAAGGGCCAAGAUUGUGGAAAAAUUCAAUAGCCCAUCUAAUCCAGAGUUCAUCUUCAUGCUGAGCAGUAAGGCUGGUGGAUGUGGCCUGAAUCUUAUUGGUGCUAAUCGCCUGGUUAUGUUUGAUCCUGACUGGAAUCCAGCCAAUGACGAGCAGGCAAUGGCUCGAGUGUGGAGAGACGGCCAAAAGAAGACCUGCUACAUCUAUAGGCUACUCUCUACGGGAACAAUCGAGGAGAAAAUCCUUCAGAGGCAGGCCCAUAAGAAGGCACUGAGCAGUUGUGUGGUGGAUGAGGAACAGGACGUGGAGCGUCACUUUUCUCUUGGAGAACUCAGAGAACUGUUCACUCUCAACGAGGAGACCACCAGUGACACACAUGACAAAUUUCGCUGUCGCCGCUGUGUGAAUGGCAGGGAGGUUCGGCCUCCAGCAGAUGACUCUGACUGCACCAGUGACCUUUCCCAGUGGAACCACUGCUUUGACAAGAAAGGCCUCAGGGACCAAGUGUUGAAAGCCUCCUGGGAUGCUGCUGUGUCUUUUGUCUUCCAUCAGCGCUCUCAUGAGGACCAAAAGGGUGUAUUAUAGCAAGAGGAACAUAUUUCCAUGUGUACUGUAAAUAGUGGUAUUUAUUUACUGUUUAUUUCUGUUGAUCUUCUUUUGUAUUGACAGAAAAAUAAAGGAGAAUCAUUGUUGUUGUAGUCAUUAAAAAUGCAAA